UCAAUUGGAAAUGAGUUAUGUUCCUUUACUUGAGCAUCCUUUAGGCGUCACGUCCUGAAGUAUACUGUCGAAUGGAUGGGUUAUGACUUAUGAUGAUCCUACCAAAGAACCGGCAGCGUAUUUGGAACACGCCCAAGAGAUAUUGCAAACUAUCGCCGCCGCUGCCCCCAUAAGCCUGGACCUGGUCUCGAUGGAGCUCGGCCUUGAGGAGGGGAGUACUGUCACAGUGCCAGUCUGAUGACACCAUAGCCAUACGCUUUAGAUGGCUAAGCACUCAUUCUAUCAUAACGGUAUUUAUAGCUAUCAAUAUCACCCUCUUUUGUGUAAUUCAAAUUCCUCGCCUAUAGCCU
Aspergillus glaucus CBS 516.65 is the source of this 350-nucleotide messenger RNA. RefSeq lists its product as uncharacterized. Lineage: Eukaryota; Fungi; Ascomycota; Eurotiomycetes; Eurotiales; Aspergillaceae. The record is from RefSeq and is a predicted model, not a curated record. The transcript has 3 exons. The coding region runs from base 83 to 238 and encodes 51 amino acids.